Molecule: messenger RNA, 700 nt
Organism: Scylla paramamosain (green mud crab)
Lineage: Eukaryota; Metazoa; Arthropoda; Malacostraca; Decapoda; Portunidae
Product: multiple epidermal growth factor-like domains protein 6
Exons: 3
Coding region: 89-589 (166 amino acids)
Molecular function (GO): calcium ion binding
Source: RefSeq, a predicted model, not a curated record
UAUACUGUAAGUUCAGAUAACAAAAGUAAUAGGCAUAUUAUUUCUUUCAGAGGUGCAUUAUAACCAAUUUUAGUUUCUUUCUUUAUGCAUGAUAAUCUUUAAAAAAACAUAUUUUGUUAGUUCAACGCAGACUAUUGGCAAUGCUCGAAGUGUCCUUAAACUAUUUAACGACCCAUUACCUUCUCUCGCCCUCACAGACCGCGACAAGUGUCAGGUGAACAAUGGCGGAUGCGAACACUCCUGCAAGAACACCGUGGGCUCCUUCAUGUGUUGCUGCAGCCCGGGGUACAGACUGAGGCGUGACGGCCGCACGUGUCAAGAUGUGAAUGAGUGUGAGUUUCACAACGGCGGAUGCUCUCACGAAUGUGCCAACACUGUGGGCUCCUACCGCUGUCUCUGUGGUCCCGGGAGCCGCCUGAUGCCCGACGGACGCACCUGUGUUGCUUCGCCCUCUUGUGCCACGAGACGCAGGCCUAACAUGGCGUGUCGUCUUGCAGGUGAGGCUUCGUGUGGCGUGAGGAAUGGCGGCUGUGACCACUACUGCGACGACACCGCGGGCAGGCCAAAGUGCUCCUGCCGGCCCGGGUGAGUUGUGCAGCGAGCCGUUCAGUACUAGUGAUAGGUGAUCUUUAUGGGAAGGUCAGCGUGCUCAGACCCGUAUUCAGAAACGCUUUAUUACUCUCACCACGACCAUUUUCAA